Molecule: messenger RNA, 1223 nt
Organism: Nicotiana tabacum (common tobacco)
Lineage: Eukaryota; Viridiplantae; Streptophyta; Magnoliopsida; Solanales; Solanaceae
Biological process (GO): protein retention in ER lumen
Cellular component (GO): membrane
Molecular function (GO): ER lumen protein retrieval receptor activity
Source: RefSeq, a predicted model, not a curated record
UCCUCAAGAAAAAACGUUAAACCCUUCAACAAAUCCUCAGAAAAAAAAGAAAAAACUUCCGGUGAUCGGACGGUAACGGAGAUGGGUCAAAAAGGGGUUAUAUCACCGGCGAAGAAACUGUUUUCAUGGGUUCGAAGACAAUCGAAGAAAGUGAAAAUCUUUUUGGGUUUAACCACAACGCUUACGUUAUUGGUUACUCUCAAGUUGGUCGUCCAUGAUCACAACUACUUCUUUGUUAUGGCUGAAGCUAUUCAUUUGAUUGGGCUUUUGGUUUUGAUUUACAAAUUGACCACCCUCAAAACUUGCUCUGGUCUUUCAUUGAAGACUCAAGUGCUUACAGCUAUAUUUUUGGCCGUAAGAUUAUACUGUAGCUUUAUCAUGGAAGCGGAUAUCCACACAGUGCUAGAUCUAAUCACUCUUGUGGCAACAUUGUGGGUUAUAUAUAUGAUGAAGUUCAAGCUGAAGUCAUCCUACAUGGCAGAUCUGGAUAACAUGCCCUUAUAUUAUCCGAUAGUUCCUGCCGCUGUUAUAGCCUUCUUUGUCCAUCCUACUACAACUCAUAUUCUCAUCAACCGGAUGCUUUGGGCUUUUUGUGUGUACCUGGAAUCUGUCUCGGUGCUUCCUCAGCUUCGCUUGAUGCAGAAUGUUCAGAUAAUUGAACCAUUUUCAGCCCAUUAUGUUUUCGCACUGGGUGUUGCAAGAUUCUUGGGUUGUGCUCAUUGGAUUAUUCAGGUUUAUGACACUGCUGGAGCAUAUAUUUACUUGGCUGGACGCGGUUACUUCUGGAUACCAAUGGUCUUUUUGGCAGAAAUUGUUCAAACGUUUAUCUUGGCCGAUUUCUGUUACUAUUAUGUAAAGAGUGUUAUGAGCGGCCAAUUGAUCGUUCGCCUACCAACGCCGGUGUAAAAUGCUAGUGGCUUUAUCAACAGAGACUCUAGCAUUUGUUAGUUCUCAAGUUAUUAUGUGAAAUUAACUUGGAGUUUUUAGUCUAUCCUAUCUUCUUUUUUUUUUUUUUUGAGAAAGAAGCAAAAGUUUUUUGUUUUGGAGAUUUACAUUUUCUGAAUUUGAUAUCUCAAUCACAUAAGUUUGGAUUUAAUCGUGUACUGCAUUAGGAUAUCAGAACUUAUAUAGAUCUUUGCCUUUCUUUUUCCCCCCCUUUUCGCUAGUACAGGAGAUUGUUAUAUCAUAAACGUAGUGGAAAUUGAAGAAGAAAUAUUUCAGAA